This is a messenger RNA of Coregonus sp. 'balchen', 11734 nucleotides long. NCBI's taxonomy places the organism in Eukaryota, Metazoa, Chordata, Actinopteri, Salmoniformes, Salmonidae. The record is from the annotation of a GenBank genome assembly.
AUGGCGAGCUGGGUCCAGGCCGCUCUUCUUCUCCUCUGUCUCCUCCUGUUAUGCCUGUCUGCAGCCGGUGGCCAGCUGCAGGAGGAGGCGCUCCUGGACUUCUCCUCCAUAACUCCCAUCAACAACGUGGUUCAGGACCCCCAAAGCGGGCGUGUCUACUUGGGUGCCGUCAACACCAUCUACCAGCUGGACGAGGCGCUGCACGAGGAGGCCCGCACCGUGACGGGUCCCAAGGACGACGCCCGCACCUGCACCCCGCCCGUCUCCACCCCGUACUGCCAGGACACCAAGCCCAGCCCUAAUGUCAACAAGCUGCUGCUGGUGCACCCAUCCAACGGCUCACUGAUCGUCUGCGGCUCCCGCUACCGGGGUAUUUGUUCCCUCCUCAACCUGACCAACGUGGAGCAGCAACUGUACUACAGUGACUCUAAGGGGGAGAGGACUUACGUGGCUAGCAUAGAGGACGGGGUAGCCGUGGUGGCCGUCAUGUCUACAUACGUUAAUAAAGACGGCAACACCUUUAAUGUGUUUCUGGUGGGGAAGGGCUACGGCAGCCUAGACAGCUCCAAACUCAUCAGCACGCGCAUCCUCCAGGACUACCGCGACUGGGUGGUAUUCGAGAGCAUCAUCGAGGCAUCCACCGUGCAGGCCACACCCUUUGUGCCCAAGUACCUGCACGACUUCCGCCACGCCUUCAAGGAGGAGGGCUUUGUCUACUUCCUGUUCUCCAGGACCAUGGGAAGCACCGACAACAAGAACUUCACCUUCGUGUCUCGACUCUGUGAGGACGACCCUCACUACUACUCUUACACAGAGCUACAGCUCAACUGUGGCCCAGGGAACAGGUACAACAAGGUGCAGGCAGCCUAUGUGGCGUCCCCAGGUAAAGAGCUGGCCCGGGGAAUGACAGAGUCGGGCCAGUAUGGUAAGGUCCUCGCCUGGCACAAGGUGCUGUUCAUGGUGGCCAGCCCGGAUGACGACGGCGCCAACUCGGCUCUGUGCAUGUACCCUCUAAACGCCAUCAACGAGAGGCUGGUGGACAUCAUCAGCGCCUGCUACAGUGACUCGGGCAAGAUCGCAGCCAUCCCUGCUGUGGACAUCCCCUACUCCUACAAGACAGAUGAGUUCUGCACCUCCCAUAUUAACGUAAGUAGCUCAGCCUUUAUCAUCCACUUCAAAGGACACGUCAGAGACAGAAGAGAGUCAGUGAUUUUAAAAGAAGAAUGUCCAAGAAUGUUGAAUCAAUAAUGCAAAGAUAUGACACCUUUGGUUUUCAGGCCCUUUGUUUCUAGUUUUUUUUUUUUUGUCUGAAGGGAUCCUGCAAGCUAUAUCUCUCAUCUCCUUCCCUUGAUAGAUUGGUUUAAGGGAUCUAGUAGUUCUCCUAUCUCUUAUAUCGCUCUCCGUCUGCAGAAAGACACGCUGAACAACUAUAAGUGUGGGGCGGACUUCCUUCCCUCUCCACUGGCCAGUAAGCCAGAGUUUGCCCUGCAGGCGGAGGCGGUCAUCAUCAGGAGGGGCCUGCUGACCGCUGUGGCCAUCGCUGUGGAGAAUGACCACACUAUUGCCUUCCUGGGGAACAGCCUGGGAGAGGUGUACAAGGUAAGGAGAGGGUGGUUGUGGGAGGUGUACAAGGUAAGGAGAGGGUGGUUAUGGAAGGUGUACAAGGUAAGGAGAGGGUGGUUGUGGGAGGUGUACAAGGUACGGGGCUAGGGGAAGUGUAGAAGGUAAGGGGCUAGGGGAAGUGUACAAGAUAAUGGGAUAGGGGCAGUGUACAAGGUAAGGGGCUAGGAGAGGAUGCUAUGAUAGAGGGAGUUGUUGAUAGACAGAAUAUGUUGUUGUUUGUGUUGUGCUCCAUUGAAGGAGCCUAGUAUGUGUUGAGAAUGAGCCUAGCGUGUGUUGAGAAGGAGCCUAGCGUGUGUUGAGAUGGAGUCUAGCGUGUGUUGAGAAGGAGCCUAGCGUGUGUUGAGAAGGAGCCUAGCGUGUGUUGAGAAGGAGCCUAGCGUGUGUUGAGAAGGAGUCUAGUGUGUGUUGAGAAGGAGCCUAGCGUGUGUUGAGAAGGAGCCUAGCGUGUGUUGAGAAGGAGCCUAGCGUGUGUUCAGUGUUCUGUGUUGAGAGUUGUUUGUCUGGUUCUGCCUGGUAGGUGCAUCUGACUGCCAACCCAGAGGUGUACAGCAGAGGACCAGGGGACACCACAGGGAAACGCAUCAACAAAAACCUCUUCUUCGAUGCCAGCCACAGCCACCUGUAUAUCACCACCGAGAAAAAGGUACAGACCUCCAGACAGUACUUCUGUUUGUCAGUUAUUGUUUUUAUUGCUGUGGAGAGAGAAAUGGAAAUACCCUGUGUGUUAACCACAGCUAGAGGAAGUAAUGCUGUUAGUGUUUGUGUUGUUGACUGCAUGCUGCUAUAGAUCAUCAAGUUUUUAAGUGAAUUUCGACAUUACAGACAUUUCAGUGUUCCGAUAGACCUCCAGUCCUGACAUGUUUGUAUCUCUAAAGUCCCACUGUAAUGCUGUUUGUGUUGUGGGCUGUGUCUGUGCAUUACUACUAUACAGUUGAAGUCGGAGGUUUAUAUACACCUUAGCCAAAUACAUUUAAACUCAUUUUUUCACAAUUCCUGACAUUUAAUCCUAGUAAAAAUGCCCUGUCUUAGGUCAGUUAGGAUCACCACUUUAUUUUAAGAAUGUGAAAUGUCAGAAUAAUUGUAGAGAGAAUUAUUUAUUUCAGCUUUUAUUUCUUUCAUCACAUUCCCAGUGGGUCAGAAGUUUACAUACACUCAAUUUGUAUUUGGUAGCAUUGCCUUUAAAUUGUUUAACUUGGGUCAAAUGUUUCAGGUAGCCUUCCACAAGCUUCCCACAAUAAGUUGGGUGAAUUUUGGCCCAUUCCUCCUGACAGAGCUGGUGUAACUGAGUCAAGUUUGUAGGCCUCCUUGCUCGCACACGCUUUUUCAGUUUACCCACAAAUUGUCUAUAGGUUUGAGGUCAGGGCUUUGUGAUGGCCACUCCAAUACCUUGACUUUGUUGUCCUUAAGCCAUUUUGCCACAACUUUGGAAGUAUGCUUGGGGUCAUUGUCCAUUUGGAAGACCCAUUUGCGACCAAACUUUAACUUCCUGACUGAUGUAUUGAGAUGUUGCUUCAAUAUAUCCACAUAAUUUUCUUUCCUCAUGAUGCCAUCUAUUUUGUGAAGUGCACCAGUUGCAGCAAAGCACCCCCACAGCAUGAUGAUGCCACCCCCGUGCUUCACGAUUGGGAUGGUGUUCUUCGACUUGCAAGCCUUCCCCUUUUUCCUCCUAACAUAACGAUGGUCAUUAUGGCCAAACAGGUCUAUUUCUGUUUCAUCAGACCAGAGGACAUUUCUCCAAAAAGUACGAUCUUUGUCCCCAUGUGCAGUUGUAAACCGUAGUCUGGCUUUUCUAUGGCGGUUUUGGAGCAGUGGCUUCUUCCUUGCUCAGCGGCCUUUCAGGUUAUGUUGAUAUAGGACUCCAGCAUCUUCACAAGUUCCUUUGCUGUUGUUCUGGGAUUGAUUUGCACUUUUUGCACCAAAGUACACUCAUCUCUAGGAGACAGAUCGCGUCUUCUUCCUGAGCAGUAUGACGGCUGCGUGGUCCUAUGGUGUUUAUACUUGCGUACUAUUGUUUGUAUAGAUGAACGUGGUACCUUCAGGCAUUUGGAAAUUGCUCCCAAGGAUAAACCAAACUUGUGGAGGUCUACAAUUUUUAUUCUGAGGUCUUAGCUGAUUUCUUUUGAUUUUCCCAUGAUGUCAAGCAAAGAGGCACUGAGUUUGAAGGUAGGCCUUGAGAUACAUCCACAGGUACACCUCCAAUUGAUUCAAAUGAUGUCAAUUAGCCUAUCAGAAGCUUCUAAAGCCAUGACAUCAUUUUCUGGAAUUUUCCAAGCUGUUUAAAGGCACAGUCAACUUAGUGUAUGUAAACUUCUGACCCACUGGAAUUGUGAUACAGUGAAUUAUAAGUGAAAUAAUCUGUCUGUAAACAAUUGUUGGAAAAAUGACUUGUGUCAUGCACAAAUCAGAUGUCCUUACCGACUUGCCAAAACUAUAGUUUGUUUAAAAGAAAUUUGUGGAGUGGUUGAAAAACAAGUUUUAAUGACUCCAACCUAAGUGUAUGGAAACUUCCGACUGUAGAUCACCAAGGUGCCAGUGCAGACGUGCCAUCUGAAAACCGACUGUCAGUCCUGUGUGUCGCCAAGGGACCCCUACUGUGGCUGGUGUGUUCUGGAGGGCAGGUAAGAAAAAAAGAAAGAAAGUCGCACACUCUAUACAUACUCCCAAUCAUUUUAUGGAGGGAACCAGAUAAGCAUAUCUCUCACACCCAUGCCCCUCUAAACAGAGCUAGAUAGGGCCUGCCAUCAUCAGCAGAGUGUAGAUGUGUAUUGAGAGCAUCCUGUCGGGCUGUAUCUGGUACAGCAAUUGCAACGUCCGCAACCGAGAGACUUAAAAACAGCUUCUAUCUCUAGGCCAUCAGACUGUUAAAUAGUCACCACUAGCCGGCCUCCGCCCAGUACCCUACCCUGAACAUAGUCACUGUCCUAUUCAGCUACCACCCGGUUACUCAUCCAUGCACCUUAGAGACUGCUUCCCUAUGUACAUAGAGUCAUUGAACACUGGUCACUUUAAUAAUGUUUACAUACUGUUUAACCCACUUCAUAUUUAUAUACUGUAUUCUAGUCAUGGCUCAUCCUAUAUAACUACUGCUGUACACACCUUUUCUAUUCCUAUACUGUCUAUACACACCAUCAUACAUACUGUAUAUAUACUGUAUAUUUAUAUUCCAGAUUGACAUUGCUCGUUCUGAUAUUUCUUAAUUCCUUUCUUUGUAUUUUUUGUAUUUGUGUGUAUUGUUUUGUAUUGUUUUGUAUUACUGCACUGUUGGAGCUAGAAACAUAAGCAUUUCACUGCACCUGCGAUAACAUCUGCAAAAUAUGUGUACGCGACCAAUAACAUUUGAUCUGAUUUGAUUGAUCUGCUCUGUUUCAAAAACCUGGGCCCUUCAUAGUGUUUCUGCUUUACUUCUUAAUUUCUGGCACUGAGAGAGCAGAGUAUUUUUGUUAGAGCCAUAUAAGGAGAGCUGCGCUGUGCUAUUGACUGUGUUAUUUCUACAGUACAGUUAUCAGUACGUGAGGUAUUUUAAUGACAGGAAAUUACUGCUAUUCAGGGUCAGUGGUCACUAUGAGACAGGAAUGAAUGUGUAACCAGCAGACAAACUGGACAGAGAGCAGUGGCUGAUGGGUGUUGGUGUUCUGCAGGUGUACCAGGAGGUCUGAUUGCCGGAGAGCGGAGGAGAAGAACAGCUGGUUGUGGAGCCCCAAGCAGCAGUGUGUGAAGAUCGUGUCCUUCCACCCACCCAACCUCAGCUGCAAAAAGACCAAGCAGGUAGUGUACUGUACUGGGCCUGACACUGGCAGUAAUCUCCUUCCUUGAUAAGAAAUAAUAAGAAUCAGUGACCCUCUGCUCUGAAACAAUAUGCACUCUAUUGAUCCUGCUCAGAAAACUGAAAACUGGCUUAUUAAAACUGAGGAAUGUGCUAGCGCUCAAAGCACCUCUGACUCUGCUCUCUUCCCCUAUCUCUUUGUUUCUCUCUCAUUCAUUAUCUCUCUCUCUCUUUCUAUUUUUCUUGCUUCCUGACUCUCAUUCUCUCUCUAUUUCUUUCUCUUUCUCGUUCUCUCUCUUGCUCUCUCCUCUCUCUCGCUGUCUCCUCUCUCUCGAUGGCUCUCUGUCGCUCUCUCCUUCUCUCUCUCUCUCUCUCUCUCUCUCUCUCUCUCUCUCUCUCUCUCUCUCUCUCUCUCUCUCUCUCUCUCUCUCUCUCUCUCUCUCUCUCGCUCUCUCUCAGGUGGAGAUCAAUGUGCCCUCCCUCCCCUUCAUCGGGCAGGCAGACCGUCUGUGCUGUGUGUUCCCCUCCUAUAUGAGUGACGCCACCAUGUCGUCUGGCCAGGUCACUUGUGCCCUGCCCAACCCUGUCUCCUUACCAUCCACACCUGAACACCAGGGUAGGACAUCACCCUCAGCCUGCACUGGCACUGUAGUAGGGCCAGGAGCUAUUCCUGACUACAUGACCUGACCAAGAGAAACUCUGAGCCCUAAUUAUAGGCUGUAGCUUCUUAGGGCCCAGAGUUGUUCCUGACUACAUGACCUGACCAAGAGAAACUCUGAGCCCUAAUUAUAGGCUGUAGCUUCUUAAGGCCCAGAGUUGUUCCUGGUCAGGACAGGUGGUCAAGAAAAAAACUCCUGGCCCUACUCUGUUGCUUUGUUUCAUUGACCUUGAAGACUGUUUUUUGUAUAUGUUACAUUCACUGCAACCUGUAACUUCACCAAUCACAAUGCCGCUCAUUCACCCUGUUCCUCUCUGUGCCCGUAGAUUUCGUGGCGGUGCCCAUUAAGAUCUUUGUGAACGAGUCGGUGGAGCUGGCCACCAGGGAGUUCAAUUUCUACAACUGUUCAGCCACUGUGAGGAAAGCAGAGAGCACACCGUGAGUUAACUAGCUCUCCUACUGUACUGUACUCUUCUACUGUACUCUCUGGACUGUGCUCUCUGGACUUUACUCUCUGGACUGUACUCUCUGGACUGUACUCUCUGGACUGUACUCUCCUACUGUACUCUCUGGACUGUACUCUCUGGACUGUACUCUCCUACUGUACUCUCCAGACUGUACUCUCUAGACUGUACUCUCCUACUGUACUCUCUGGACUGUGCUCUCCUACUGUACUCUCCUACUGUACUCUCUGGACUGUACUCUCCUACAGUACUCUCCUACUGUACUCUCUGGACUGUACUCUCUGGACUGUUCUCUCCUACUGUACUCUCUGGACUGUACUCUCCUACUGUACUCUGUACUCUCCAACUGCACUGUACUCUCCCAUUGAAACACAGUAAUCUCCCAUACAGUACUCUCUCACUCUCUGUACUCCCCCAUUGACUAGACUCACUGGGUUUUUGUGCCAACAACCUUGAUGGAAAUUAAUAGCAGCAUGUGCACAAAUAAGAGAAAGGUUUCUGUGUGUAAAUUCUGUGUGAUGCAUGACUGAUACUGGGAUUGAAUGCACCUCUUGCAUUUUCCUCCUUUGUUAUUACCAACCGGAGGAAAUUGCUUCAGUUUCCUUUUCAUUAAUCGAAAAAUGAAAGUCGAUCUCAUACAUAUGUGUUUUCUCUUUCGCUGCUUCCCGUGCUGUUUUUCAUCUGGAGGAAGCAUGUGAUAAAUGGGCUUUGUUUAUCAGGUUACAGAGAUAUAUUUUACCAUCAACAAUAUAGGUUCUACUAUUACAGGAAUACUAGCACGGAUGUACAUGUUUUUAAACGAGAUUGCCUCCCUGCUGUGUUUGUGUGUGUGUACGCUUGUAUGUGCGUAUCUCAGGUGUAUGUCGUGUGUGACCAGCCCAUGGGGCUGCCAGUGGAACACCCAGGACCACACCUGCCAGGACAAGGAUGACACUGUGUUGGGCCCUCAAAUCAUCAAACACAGACAGGUAGCUAGGUGCUCCACUAAACAGGCUUAAUAUACAUUGCAUGUAUGCUAAGAGUCAUUAAAGUCAUGAGUGCUUUUGUAUGGAAUAUCAGUUUGUAAGUCAGCAGAUGCAUGCCAACUGAUAAAUGAUCAGUCUGGAUGAGAGUUUGUCUGCUGAAUAACUAAAGGUAAAAAUGCAAAUGCUCUAACAUGUAGUAUUUCCAUCUGUGUUCAGGGGGCAAGAUGUCCCCAGUUCGAGAACCCUGAUCCUGUGCUCAUUCCUGUGGGGUUCAAAACCACCAUCUGCUUUGAGGGCAUCAACCUGGAUGUUUACCAGGUGCUGGAAAAAAUAUAAUGUAUUUUAUAGCUGUUAUAUAGCUUUAUAGCUGUUAUCAAACAAUUCAAAUAACAGUGGGCGCUAGUUAAUGAUGAAUCAGACUAUAAUAACAUUGAGAUGAACCCUUGAUAACUGCUCAUGUAUGAAGUUGGUUAACUCUCUGCUUCUCUGCUUCCUCUCUAGGACCGGGCUUUCACCAUCGGCACAGAGUUGAUGGGAAAUAUGGAGGAGGAUGUCAGGUCUGAAGAUGGGCUCUUCUACAGCUUCAACGGUUUUAACGUAUGUCAGUGCUGCUUAUUGCUCCACCCCUGUCAAUUGUAGCUUUCACCACUCCUAAAAGGUGUAAUGAUAAUAUCUUGCUUGGUGAUGAUAUUGUAUUGUUUGGUUACGUUACCUCGUUUGUGUCAGUUUGACAUUAUAGCACCCCCUCAUGGACAACAAUCCCAAUGUUAUUUUUACAUCCUCAAACUGUGGAUUUUGUGUGAUUGGAAAACAUCUUAGAAACACUACAGAGAGUCAGGGACCAGCCUCCAGCCACAUUCUUUUCAGACAUUGAUUAAUUCCGCUGUUUUUGAAUGGCUGCCAAAGUGUGUGUGGGGCGGCAGGUAGCCUAGCGGUUAAGAGUGUUGGACCAGUAACUGAAAGGUUGCUGGUUCAAAUCCCGGAGCCAACUAGGUGAAACAUCUGUCAAUGUGCCCUUGAGCAAGGCACUUAACCCUAAUUGCUCCUGUAAGUCGCUCUGGAUAAGAGCAUCUGUAAAAUUAGAACUUUUAUCUGGCACGUUUUGGAAAUGUGAAGUGUCAUUAAUCACUUGUUUCACAAACUGUAUUAAUAAUUCAUUUUCUUCCUGUUUCUAGUUUUCCUUCGAUAAGUCACAGGAGACAAAUGUUCUGUUCUACGUGAAGGACAAACAGUCAGGCAAGAAAAUAGACAGCACGCUGAAUGGUAAAUGGUGCAUCUUUAAUAUGCAACUCUGUUGACAAUGUCCCAAAGGACCAUGUGGACAUCAAUGACAAUUGGGGAAGCCUUAUAUGGCAAAGUGAUAAAUUAAUAGAUUGACACAUUUAACGCCAUACUUUCUGCAGUCAUCUAAGUGAAUUGGUCAAACAUCAUAUCAGACCUUGUACUAUCAAUGAUCCAGUGUCAUGUAAAUGAAAUGACAGAAUAGUACUGAUAUUCUAAGGCGUCCCUCUUCUCUUCCUUCACAGUGACCCUAUAUAGCUGCUCGCUGGGCCGUGAGGACUGCAGCCUGUGUAAGAACACUGACCCUAAGUACAGGUGUGUGUGGUGUGCCAAGAGGAAGUCAUGCGUCUAUGAGAAGCUGUGUACUAUUGACCAGGGUACAGAGUGCCCUGACCCACACAUCACUGACGUGAGUAGCACCCCACAGUACAGUAGUCAUCUCUUAACUCUAUACUAAUAACUUAUCUUUGAACCUGCAACAAUAUCGACUUUUGAUUAUCACUGACUGACUAGGCAUUUUAAUGAUCACUUCAUCAACUGCUUUAUUUUAUCUACCAGUAGCUACUGACAAUUGGAUCAGUUCACAGUCUAGUUAUUUUCUAUUAAAAGCCCUUACUCAAAAGGAUCACCUCUCAUCAAUUAUCAUAUUCUAAAUUUCACAGACUGUGGGGUCACAUUCUGCAUGUGUUUGUGGCUUAUUUCAUGGUGCUGCUCUGUAAGCUACUCUAUACACUGUAAUCUAAAAGCUGUACGGUACUGCAAAUCUAAAAGCCUGUCAUCUUAAAUCUGUUCUCUAAUCCCCCUCCCAGAUCAUCCCUCGCUACGGGCCCAUGGGGGGGGGCAUCUCUGUCACCAUCAAGGGCUCCAACCUGGGCAUCCACAAGGAGGACAUCAAGGCCAUCAGUGUGGUGGGGGUCCCCUGUAUACAUCAGGAGAACAAAUAUGCCGUCUCCACCAGGUAACAUACACUGUCAACCCAGUCACCGCUGUACCCUUCUCACACUAGGCAUUGAUGUGGUCCUCUGUAGCUCAGCUGGUAGAGCACGGCGCUUGUAACGCCAAGGUAGUGGGUUCGAUCCCCGGGACCACCCAUACACAAAAAUGUAUGCACGCAUGACUGUAAGUCGCUUUGGAUAAAAGCGUCUGCUAAAUGGCAUAUUAUUUAUUAUUAUAUUGAUGGAGGCGGUCUACUCAACAGUAGAUUUAAAUCUGAAAUUAAAUCUAAAAUGUCUGGUUUCCAGCGUGGUGUGUGAGAUCGGCCCCUUGUACCCCCUGAGCACCAACUGGGGCCAGGUGGAGGUGGAGGUGGAGGGAGGGAAGAGAGGAACGUCAUCUGCUUUCUUCACAUACCGGGUAACAAACCUACCACACUCCUUCACUUCAAUCACACUCCUUCACUUCAGGAUGAGAGGGCGGACUCGUUAAGUGGAAAAUGCUUUUACAUGAUUUGGUUAUGCUAUCGCCAUUCAAUUUCACAGCUAUACAGACACUGUAUUACAGAGCUCCUUAUCAGCACGCAUGAAGGGCAUGUCAUUUAAGUGUAAUAUCCAAAUACAAUACAUGAAUGUUCUGUUGAAUGAACUACUCUGGUGCUGCCACAUUACACUGGCAGGAAAUGCCCAGUACGAUAAGAUGAAAUUGAUUUGUGUGUAUUAUAGUUUAACAAGGUGCUAUAUGGCGACUCCAUUUCCUCUGGUGCCUUAACAGGGUACAUUGGAGCAAUUUCACUGCCUUUUUUAUAUCUUGCACGGCUAAUGCUUCUCCACAGGGGACCGCUCCACCUAACUGUUUACUCAGCAAAUUGAAGGAAAUGCGAUGUGUGUGGGUGUGUGUGUGGGUGUGUGCGUAGGUGUGUGCGUAUUUUGAAAGCCUUGUGGGGAAAGAGAUGAGACAGGAAUAAGAUUAGUUUUUUUUUACUACCUGAUCCUCCAGGACCCCAUCGCCAGCUCGGUGCAUCCCGCCAACGGCUCCAAGGCCGGGGGGACGGUCAUCACAAUCUCUGGCUCCAACCUGGACACAGCCACCAGGGAGGACAUCGCCAUCACCGUUGGGGGGGUGGUGUGCACUGUGUAAGUACUGCUGCAUCCUGGGAAGGGAACCAGUGUCAAGGAGGGUUGCGGUUGUCUGGUCUCUAGAUCUGUAUAUGUUCGCUUUCAGCCAACUCUUUGGCAUGACAACAUGCAAAAGAAAAAGUGCUAUAAGCUAAAGUGAAUACAGAACUAGCAAGCAGGUUAGGCUUGGGAGUUGCAUUCAAAUAUGGGCAUGAUUUUCUUUAAUAAGAAAGCCCAGUAUUGACCUAGCUGUCAUGGUCCUGCCAUGUUAGUCUCCUGUGCACCGUGACCCCGGUUGACCCCAAGUGCUGAGCGGUCUGUGUCGCUGGCUGACUGUGUCCUUGUCUGCAGGGAGACGUUUGGUGCGGCCAUCACCUGCAGGAUGGGAGAGUACCGGGCAGAUAAGGUCCCCUCAGACCUGCUCACGGUGACAGUAAAGUAUGGGAAGAACACCACCACAGCCGUCCCCACAGCCUUCCAGUUCUGGGAGAACCCCACUAUCCUGGACCACAAACCCAAGGGAAGCUUUGUGUGGUGAGUCCCAGUCCACCAGAGACAAGAGGCUAUUCUAGAUGCUUCCACAUUGUCUCACAUCAGAUAGCACGUCAACUCCUUCUGCACUGAGAAGCGACGUGUUAUAAUGAUGCCAUCUGUCGGAACACAAGAAAGGGUACCCUAGAGUCUAGUUUAAUGGCAUUCAAUUUCCAACACACCUGGCUCCCUCUCCUGAUACCAGUUGGUAGCUUAAAUGUGAUAUCUCUUCUGUAGGUGAAAUGUGAAUGUGAGCCCCACCGUGGGUUAAAACCAUAACUUUUGCCCCUUUGUGACGGUGAUGUUGUUUCAGUGGUGGGAGGACCAUCGUGGUGACCGGAUCUGGGUUUGACCUAAUUCAGAACGCCAUCAUGAGGGUCCAGGCCUCGGCUGACGAG